AGUGAAGAUCAAUCCCGUCUCGGCGUGAAACACCAAUCCAGGGAUGGUUUUGCCAGGGAACAUGAAACUGAGACCGUGCCAGAGAAUCGAAUCAUGACUUUCAGACCAAGCCUUUUCCGAGGGGUUUAUCUGGGGGCGUGUUAGCGUGACGCUUUUCGUACUUCCAGGAUGGAGUCCCCAUUUCCUGGGUUUUCUAGAUAGGUAGGUAUGUAGAAACCUUUCAAGGAAGGUAUUUUCAAUCUUCCUUCGCAACCUUAAGCAACAAUAUUCGAUGCGAGAGUCCUGGUGAUAGCAUCGCACAAUUCUUUUCUAAUAUUCUUUUCUUUGGACCUGGUGUUCUAUUUUAUAUUUUUGUUCUACGAUGGCUGGCCUUUUGAGUGGCUUGGGCAAUACUUUGGGAGGUUUGGGCGAAGGUCUUUUGGGUGGGAAUAAUAACAGCGACAAUGAUCGGAGUUCGCAGAUAGCGACAUCAUCAGAGGAUACUGGGAACGCAAACCAGAGAACUACUUCCGAAGCUAAUACCGGAGCGAUUGCGACUGCGACUGCGACUUCGGACGGCGAAACAAGAGCGACACCCAAGCCCGGAAGUUCGAAGGACAAGGAUGACGACGAUGGCGAUGAUGACGAACAACCACAACGUCAACAACCCACAAGCGCCAGCACUGCAGAAAUCUCUACUACGGGAUUGCCGGACUUACCGCCUCAGACUACGGAAAUUGCACUCAAUCCCGGCGCUGCUGAAAACACAGACAUAUCAACUCCCGAUGCACCGGAGACGACUACUAGUCCCAAGCCGACUACUGGUCCUGAGUCGACUACAACACCGGCUGCCAGCCCACAAACGACACUUUCACCUUCAUCUUCAUCUUCGCCUUCGCCUUCGCCUUCUUCUAAAACAUCAAUCUUGACAACAUCGGCACCGCCAACAACCCUCGUGACAUCCACUAAACCAUCGAACUCUAUCGCCAACCCAUCAAGCCCUACCCUUAAACCAUCUAGCUCUAUCCUCGAUAGUGUAGCUACAAGUCUCAACAUCCCGGAAGCACCUAGUAGUACACUGGACGCUCCAACACAACCUUCCUCGACUCUCUCGGCCGGGGUCACGCAGCUUCCCCAGGAAGACGCCACCGCUACGCAAACCGCUAUAGCCGGAGGCGGAGGCGGUCUAGUGCUCAUCAUCAUGGUUAUCUUGAUCCUUCGAUGUGUAUGGCGGAAGAGACGUAAUGGCAACGACGAAGCGCUAGCUCGACUGGACUCGAUGUACGAGGCGGGCAAACCAGCGGCCUCGGAGUCUACCGAACAGCUCGGUCGUUGGAAUAAGGGGUUGUCGGAGUACCACAAGCCGACCGACAGCAGCUACAAGGCAUAUAGAAUGUGAUGCUCCACGAUAUAACCGAAGGAAAAUAUAAAUUGUCGGACUUGGAGUUCGGUACCGGAGCUGUUCGGCUAUCAUGAUGCAUUAACUAUACGAACCAUAUUUAUCCCACCCUAAAAAGUAAAAUCUAGUCUACUCGUUACCUUAGUAUAGAACCUGUCCUGUAAUAUUAACUGUCUUUUAUGUUAUGGGCGAUGUAUGCCCGACUUUUAAUUAUCUGUUGGAUGGUUGAUCAUACAUUGAUUAACUAAACUAGAAACAUUUUUUUUUUUUU
Messenger RNA from Daldinia loculata, 1649 nucleotides. RefSeq lists its product as uncharacterized. The transcript has 2 exons. NCBI's taxonomy places the organism in Eukaryota, Fungi, Ascomycota, Sordariomycetes, Xylariales, Hypoxylaceae. The record is from RefSeq and is a predicted model, not a curated record. The coding region runs from base 362 to 1378 and encodes 338 amino acids.